Molecule: messenger RNA, 1064 nt
Organism: Alosa alosa (allis shad)
Lineage: Eukaryota; Metazoa; Chordata; Actinopteri; Clupeiformes; Clupeidae
Gene: eif3g
Product: eukaryotic translation initiation factor 3, subunit G
Exons: 10
Coding region: 66-956 (296 amino acids)
Cellular component (GO): cytoplasm; eukaryotic translation initiation factor 3 complex
Molecular function (GO): translation initiation factor activity; RNA binding
Source: RefSeq, a predicted model, not a curated record
CGGCUUACUCUUUUUUCGUUACUCAUGUGCUUUAAGCCAGCCUUUGCCCAAAACGAGCGCCGAAGAUGCCUUCGAUUGAAUUUGACGAUUCGAAGCCAAGUUGGGCUGACCAAGUAGAAGAGGAAGGAGAUGAGGGUACUCUUCCAUCACCAAAAGAGACCGUCAAAGGAAAUAUAAAAACGGUCACAGAAUACAAGAUUGAUGAAGAUGGCAAGAAGUUUAAGAUUGUUCGCACGUUCAAGAUCGAGAAUAGGAAGGCCUCUAAAGCUGUGGCCCGGAGGAAGAACUGGAAAAAGUUUGGCAACUCUGAGUUUGACGCCCCUGGUCCCAACGUGGCCACCACAACAGUCAGCGACGAUGUCUUUAUGACCUUCAUCUCCAGCAAAGAGGAUCUGAAUGCUCAAGACCAGGAUGAGGACCCCAUGAACAAGCUGAAGGGACAGAAGAUUGUGUCCUGCCGAAUCUGCAAGGGUGACCAUUGGACCACCCGCUGUCCGUACAAGGACACCCUGGGCCCCAUGCAGAAGGAGCUGGCCGAACAGCUGGGUCUGUCCACAGGAGAGAAGGAGAAGGCUGCAGGAAGCGCAGAGCCAGAGCCUGCCCAGCCGGCGCAGAGCAAGACAGGCAAGUAUGUUCCCCCCAGCCUGAGGGACGGAGGCACGCGCAGAGGAGAGUCCAUGCAGCCCAACCGCAGAGCUGAUGAUAAUGCCACCAUCCGUGUGACCAAUCUGUCUGAGGACACCAGGGAGACGGACUUGCAGGAGCUCUUCAGGCCCUUCGGCUCCAUUUCCAGAAUCUACCUGGCCAAGGACAAGAACACGGGACAAUCUAAAGGCUUCGCCUUCAUCAGCUUCCAUCGCCGUGAGGAUGCAGCCAGGGCCAUUGCAGGUGUAUCUGGAUUCGGAUACGACCAUCUCAUCCUCAACGUUGAAUGGGCCAAACCUUCAAACAACUGAGGGUGAACAAUCUAAAAACGGAUCAGAGAAAAUUCCAGGAGGAUGAUUUCAGCUAUUCUCCCAACCAGAUGUGUGUAUCUUAAUAAAAGGAAUUAAAAUAAAUGUAAA